Linderina pennispora is the source of this 609-nucleotide messenger RNA. RefSeq names its product ribonuclease H-like protein. Gene Ontology annotation, biological process: DNA replication, removal of RNA primer. The transcript has a single exon. The record is from RefSeq and is a predicted model, not a curated record. Lineage: Eukaryota; Fungi; Kickxellomycota; Kickxellomycetes; Kickxellales; Kickxellaceae. The coding region runs from base 34 to 444 and encodes 136 amino acids. Gene Ontology annotation, molecular function: RNA-DNA hybrid ribonuclease activity; nucleic acid binding.
GAACUUUAUUCCUUCUUACAUUCCUGACAGAAAAUGGCCACUACUAUUGCAUAUGCAGACGGCGCUAUCGACCACAGGGGCGGCAAUGACUAUACUGGCGUCGGCAUCUUUUUCGGCAGGGAUGAUCCGCGCAACUUUGCGGGCAAGCUUGCCAACGGCCCGCAGACGAUCCAGCGCGCCGAGCUGGCCGCGGUUGCCAAGGCACUUGAGCUCGCACAGACCCAGCCUGGCGAGCAUGUGCAGGUCCGCACCGACUCUGAGUACGCCAUCAAUGCCAUCAACGACGUGCGCAAGGGAGCGCAGCCGCCUAGCAACUCCGAGCUGGUCAAGCAGAUUGUACAGGCCACUAGCAGCAACACCCACAUCAUGCUCGCUGGUAAAGACGAAGCCGGAAACAAGGUAGCUGAUAGUCUUGCCAGGCAGGCCGCGGCUUUGGCUGGGUGACUGUAUAUCUAGCUUUUUCUACGACCCUCUAUAUAUCUCUAAAUACCAGAAACGCUCCUCUUGGAUAUUGUUCCAAUACGACUGAUUUGGUAUUGAUGGUGGCUAAGCCGUGGAAUGGGGGGCAUGUACGCCUCUUCCAGGCUGCAGCACCGUCCGGUUACUCAA